Messenger RNA from Penicillium samsonianum, 1881 nucleotides. RefSeq names its product acyclic terpene utilization AtuA family protein. Lineage: Eukaryota; Fungi; Ascomycota; Eurotiomycetes; Eurotiales; Aspergillaceae. Bases 1 to 1881 code for a protein of 626 amino acids. The transcript is spliced from 7 exons. The record is from RefSeq and is a predicted model, not a curated record.
AUGUCUGCCAGUCCGAGUGAAAAUAGCCGACCAGUCAGAGUCGCCAAUUGCUCUGGCUAUCAUGGCGAUCCUGCAUACGAGAUGUAUCGCCAAGCGACUCUAGGAGAUGUCGACUUUAUCACGGGCGAUUACCUGGCGGAGGUCAACAUGGCAAAUAAUGCCCAGGCCUUCCAACAUGGCGAACAUCCCGGAUACGAGCAGACAGCCUGGGAGGGUAUCCAGCAGACCAUCGACGUGAUCGCCGAAAAGGGCAUCAAAGUCGUACUAAAUGGAGGGGCUCUAAAUCCCAAAGGGCUAGCUUUGAAAGUGCACGAACUGAUCCGCCAAAAAGGCCUCGCUUUGAGAGUAGCUUAUCUAUCAGGAGACGACCUCUACGCCAAAUUCGGACCUAACAUGCCGCAAUCUGCAGAACAACUUCAACGGCUCCAACACCUCGACGCAGAAAACAAUUCCGUCAAACCUAGCCCUCUCACCUAUGCAUUCACCAACACCGCCAGGCCCGUCCCUAUGGUCUCAGCACACGCAUACCUCGGUGCCCGGGGAAUCGUGGACGGACUCCGUCGAGGGGCAGAUAUUAUUAUCUGCGGCCGGGUUGCAGACGCCAGUCCUGUCAUUGCGGCGGCGUGGUACUGGCACUCCUGGUCGGAGUCGGACUAUGACCGUCUGGCUGGGUCCCUGGUGGCGGGUCACCUUAUUGAGUGCUCGGCCUAUGUUACUGGCGGCAACUUCUCUGGGUUUGAUCGACACCCGGUUGAUAGGUUUGUUGAGCCGGGGUUCCCCAUUGCGGAGAUCGAUGUUGAUGGAUCGUGUGUUGUUGUGAAACAUCCUGGGACUGGUGGGAUGAUUGAUGUUGAUACUGUUCGGUGUCAACUUGUAUAUGAACUUCAAGGAAAUGUUUACUUGAAUAGUGAUGUCAGUGCUGUCUUGGAUGAUGUUGUUGUUGAACAAGCUGGAAAGGAUAGAGUCCGCGUUCAUGGCAUACGAGGAUAUGCCCCUCCUCCAACAACCAAGCUGGCCGUGUUUUAUCCUGGUGGUUUCGAGGCUCAGGUUUUACUGAAUGCUACUGGAUAUGCGUCUAAUGAGAAGUGGGAUCUGAUCGAAAGACAACUCCGACAUUUCAUUGCGAAGGAAUCCAUUGAUCGGAUCGACACACUUGAAUUCCAAAGAAUCGGUGUUCCUGCUCCGAACCCUAGUUCACAGCGACAGAGCACCACAUACCUACGGAUAUUUAUUGCUGCAGUCGAGGCCGACACCGUUCUCGCUGUCGGAAGAGCAAUAAAAGAUAUUUCCCUCAAGCAUUUCUCAGGAUUCCACUCCUCUCUCGACAUGCGCACAGCAGUCCCACGCCCAUUCCUAGCCUACUAUCCCGCUAUAGUCAAACAGGACGAUCUCAACGAGGAGAUUAACUUCAUCGAGGGACCCGAUUCUAUCAUCUCCUUCCCAACAGGUCAUCCUCUACAGUACGAAGCUCUACAGCCACGCGCAAGCUACAACCACAGCCCAUCCAGCGAUGAAGCGGCCCUCCUCCAAUCUCCAACUCGGUCCAUUCGACUGGGAGACAUUGCUCUUGCCCGAUCUGGUGACAAAGGAUCUAACCUCAACUUUGGGAUCUUUGUCCCUGACGCUGCUCACUGGCCUUGGUUGCGGUCGUAUAUGAGCGUUGAAAGAAUGCGAGAGAUGCUCGUUGAUGAUGAUGACUGGGAUGAGUCGUUCUUAGUUGAGAGAGUGGAAUUCCCGUACAUUCAUGCUGUGCACUUUGUGAUCUAUGGGAUUCUUGGUCGAGGUGUCAGCAGCUCGAGUCGAUUGGAUGGGUUUGGCAAGGGGUUUGCGGAUUAUGUGCGUGAUAAGGUUGUUGAGGUUCCGGUGGAGAUUUUGAAUUGA